UGUGACAGGCGACCGCACUGAUGCGGGAAGGACUCCAGGAAUCUACGCGAGAGGGUCAACGCUGGCGUGGUUAUCUAAUCUGUCGACCUGCCCGAAGGUGAGCAGUCACUCAGAUGCGCCCAGUGCGUGCACCGCGCUCGCAAGCGGCUGGAUUACCGUCGUGGUUUGACUCGCGUGGCUGCGCUACGGUCACACACGAGAUCCGACCAUGGCGACCAACAACCAUGCGCAACGGCAGCGGGGAGCUCCCGUCACCAACGGGGCAGCCGGUGUCUACACAUCCAGAGCGUAUGAGCCUGGAGCUCACGUGACCAACGGCACUCAAGGAAUCUUCACCGUCAGCGGUCAACUCGACCGGGAAUCGCAGCGUGGGAGAGAGUCCGCGGACAGGAGGUGUUGCGGAAAGAAGGCCAUGGUUGCGGCAGGCGUCAUCGCAACGUUUCUGGUCAUCGCUGGAGUGGCCCUAGGCACAGUCUUCGGCCUGGACCUUGUGCCAAUGACCAGUGGCCACCAUGCCGAAGCUUCGACGGGGCCGGCAGUGCUACCGGGACCGCCUUGCGACAGCGAGCAAUGCCAGGGCGUAUCUGAAUUGUAUAGCCGGGCGCUGUCAGAAAAGUACGACCCUUGCGAUGACUUCCACAAGCACGUGUGCACGCGAUGGAAGCUGGCCCCGAGCUCUAAGUUGACCAGUGUGUUUCGUCAGCAGGCGAAAUGGAUCACGAGAUCGGUGAUCACUUCCCUGCGCGACACGUCAGUGCCUUCGGAUGGCCAGACAGCAGUACAGAAGGCGGCGGGACUGUUCCAGUCCUGCGUGGAUCUUUUCGGCGAUGAAGAGCACGCCCCUUCGGGUCAAAACCCCAGCGUGGAUAUCAUUAACUUUCUUCGAGAACGCAACGCGUCAUUUGAACCUGAGUCUGACGUAGAAGCUGCGUACUUGAUGUUCGAUUUUUCAAUAACCUACGGCCUUCCAACGUUAUUCAACGUCAGGGUAGACACAAUCCCCGGAAAUGCGGAGCGACUGCACGUAAUUCUCAGCAUGCGGCGGUCACUGUACGACGGGCAGCAUGCAACCAACAAGGCGAUUGAGGAGCAUCUCCGGUGGCUCGGACUGAACGAGGAUCUCAUCCGGCAGCUGACACCAACGAUUGAAACAAUUGACAAUUAUCUUCUGAAGCUCGGCAGGAACGCCUACGAGGACGACGCGCCAGACGCAAGGAACAGGUCGGUUUUACUGCUGCGUACAAUGGAGAAAGCCAUCCUUGGCAGAAAAGGCGACAACUGGAACUACUACAUGGGGAACAUCACAAACGGACUGCUUCCUGGUGAACAUUACGUCGCGUUCGAGACGCGGUACCUGGUACUCUUCCUGGCAAAGGUUUUUAGGAUGAUUCCGGACCUGAAUGACCUUCGCAUCUGGAUGAACUUCGACCUGUCUAGGCAGUUGAGGCAAAUGGUCCAAGUUAGUAGAACCGGUUCGUUUCAAAUGAGCAGCCCCAUUUCACAGUGGGAAAGCCGCUGCCUGAAGCACACAUCUAAGGUGAUGGACACGGCUGCUUAUGCCGCUUUCUAUCACAAGGUACUCACUACAGACACCAUAUCCAAGGCCCAAGAAAUGGUGUCUAGCAUCGCGGAGUCUUUGAGGACUCAAAUAGCCGAAUCAUCAUGGAUGGAAGACGGCACGAGAGAAAUAGCCGUAAGGAAACUCGUCAAGAUGAAGAAGGUGGUCGGCUACCCGGAGGGUGCGGAGGACGACGACUCGCUCAACAAGUACUACGAGGCGUUCGAUAAUGUUGGACCUUCGUUUGUUAACAACUGGCUGAGUGCCUCGAAGUCGGCUAGUAGGAAGGCGUUUGAGAGACUUUUGGAGCAUCCUGCCCAGGUGAGCGUCAACGAUGACAUGGCCAUGGUGAACGCCAUAUACAAGCCACCUCUGAACACCAUGGUUGUGGGCAUGGGCCUUCUGCUUCCGCCUUUCUUCGGCACGGUCCCGGCCGUCGACUACGCCUCGGCGGGUCACCUGGCCGCUCACGAGAUGAUGCACGCUUUCGACGUUUCGAACCGGCGUCGAGAUGACAAUUAUGUGGAGAGGGACUGGUGGACGCCAGCCUCUAAAUCCGAGUACGAAAAACGCGUCGCAUGCAUUCGAAACGCGAUGGGAGAAGAGUUAAGCGCGCCGGACGACGUCACAGAUUCUGAAAUGAUGGCGGACUUCAUUGGAAUGUCCGGACUCUACGACGCCUAUCUCAAGGCGAAGCAGGUGCCCGAGACAUCGUUAGAGCUUCAGGGGCUUCCGGGAGUGACGAGCGACCAGUUGUUCUUCAUCGCGUUCUGCUACAAGUGGUGUUCCAAUUCUCGCACCACCGAACGUUAUCCGGACUUCAGUGUAAGGUGCAACAUGCCCUUGAUGAACAUGCCACAGUUUUCAAAAGCCUUCAACUGCAGUGCCGAGUCUCAAAUGAAUCCGCAAGAGAAGUGCACCUUCUGGUGAAUGGACGAGUGGUUAAAACAGUGUGCCGGAAAGGCGGUAAGGUGCAUAUUUUGCAACUCUCGUAGAAGUGCAGAUCUGUACUACGCGCUGAACGCUCGCACCCACACGCCAAGUACACUCCUUCUGCCUUCCCCACGUUUGCGUACACUUACCUUGUACACACGGAUAUAUGUGGGGACGCUCAAGGACUAACAACUUUUCUAGGCAAACCGUAUUCACUGCCUACACUGGCUCUCUAGCCUCAGACAUCAUGUGCUGGUAUUACCGUGUUGCUGUGAGUGAUACAGGCUGUGGACAGGACACUGCCAGAUAUAGACAGAUGCAUGCACAUGUCUGCGGUGCACGCCAAUAUACAAGUCAUCUGUGCCUGAUGUCGGGCACGUCUUUAGGUUUACAAAAGUGUUGUGUGUACCUGUUUUUUCUCAGCCUUCCAACGCGUUGCUCUAGUUUUCUUUACUCCAAAAAGAAGCAUAAUUCCAUUAGUGACGAAGUCAUCAAGUGUAGGUGCGAUUCCUAGCUUUUAGCGUUUUCUCUAACGACGUAUGCGGUUUUUUUUUAAUGUUUUACUGCAACUUACACGAUAGCUGUCUUUAUUUAUGAGGAGACAAAGGGCAUUAUUUAUUGCGCAAGAACUGCUAGUCAGCUGCGAACGCAUUCCUGCACUCGUUUUUACUCAAAACUUUUGCCACCAGCGCUGAAAGACGUGACAGGACAGCACAGUACGGCUACAAAUGUGAAAAGACAAAUACUUAUCUACUGUUCUUAGUUAUCAGGUUUUAUACAAAUUUUACAAAGGGCAAGGUGCAAGGCAACAAUUGGGGAGCGCGCGUAAUCUGUCAUCCCAGAUGAUGUGCAGCUCGGCAAUAUUUAUUUCCUCACGGUACCCUCUGCAUGGUGGCGCUGCUUUGUUGACCGUUGUCGAAGUGUGUGUCAUUUUUACUUUUGCUCAUAAUGCUAAACAUGCAAGAUCGCACGUGGUGCCAUAGUUGACGCGGUAGGUCGAAGCGGCUAACCUACAUUUCCGCUGCAAGGAUUGGCUUUUCUUGGUUGUCGUGAGUGUAAUGGAUUCUGCUCAAACCGUCGUUAUCAGAAAUGCAUUAUCGGUGACGAAAAUUGCCAGCAUCAGUGCGUUAACGAUUGAUUACUGGUACCUAGAAGAAAUGCACCGGUAGAGAAGCUUUCGAACGCUAGAUAAAUGGAUGAAUUUUAAGAAAACGUAAAUGGAAAAGGGAGGCGUUUAUCUUUGUCUGUUUGACGCAAUAAUGCCGCUACUAUCCACAUUCCAGCUGAAAUGACACGGUUCGCGCACUUACAAGCUUAAAUCCAGCAAUUCGGACUUGCCUUUUGAAGGACUUACUUGGUUUGUCGGUUGUCACAUGUUUAAGUAUGACUUCUUUAUGGUUUAGUGUGUCUGACAUGAAACUGUUGCCAGCGUGAACAAUUAAAUAUGUUCACAAGAGAGCGUGCGCAGUGCAAGCGCUGUUCUUACGUGCCCUAUAUACCUUGUGGCUGUGUUUCUACACAUUUUCACGUAUUUAUUGAUCGAGUUUUCAUUCCAUGUUUGCUCAUGUCUGUCAGCUGAUAAUGCUCCGUUCCGAAAAGAAGAUCUAUUAGUGCAGGAUGCAUUUUUUUGUCUUGCAGCAGUAGCUCACGGAGUUCUAUUCAGAACACCAUAAUAUUCCGCAUUCCAUCAAUUAUCCGGUAGAGUAAAAACGUGCUCAGUAUUAGCAAAGUAGGGCCAUAGUGGCUAACAUCCUCAGGGUGCUGCGAAAGUUCGUCGCUGCUCAUAUUCAUGUAUGGUGACGGCUAAAAAUAGAAGACUUUGAACGCGAUAGGCUAGCGAAAAGUGAGCGGGGGCAAGGGGAGGGGGGGACUGCUAUGUAAACAAUGUUUUUGUGUCUUCAAUGCGCCAGGCGGUUUAAAAUGUGGUGUUCGUCCUAUCGCGCCCGCUGGCAGACAUUGACUGAAGCUCAGACUGCAGUGCGUCCUUCUUGGUGACGUGAAUCUGACGCCGCUGAAACCAGUAAAGUUCGGUGGAUUGUCAGCGCUCCGUCUAUAUGCUUUUGACGAGAAGUAACUACAUCUAUCUAUAGCGCGUUGCAAUCACCAG
Rhipicephalus sanguineus (brown dog tick) is the source of this 4598-nucleotide messenger RNA. Its product is annotated as neprilysin-1. The coding region runs from base 209 to 2488 and encodes 759 amino acids. Gene Ontology annotation, molecular function: metalloendopeptidase activity. The record is from RefSeq and is a predicted model, not a curated record. NCBI's taxonomy places the organism in Eukaryota, Metazoa, Arthropoda, Arachnida, Ixodida, Ixodidae. Gene Ontology annotation, cellular component: plasma membrane. Gene Ontology annotation, biological process: protein processing. The transcript is spliced from 5 exons.